This is a messenger RNA of Sparassis crispa, 489 nucleotides long. RefSeq lists its product as hypothetical. The transcript is spliced from 2 exons. The record is from RefSeq and is a predicted model, not a curated record. The coding region runs from base 1 to 489 and encodes 162 amino acids. Lineage: Eukaryota; Fungi; Basidiomycota; Agaricomycetes; Polyporales; Sparassidaceae.
AUGACAAACAGGGCGGUGGUGUUCAGAAAAUUUGCGGAGACCGGAGUCUGGUCCCGGAAGUGCGGCGGAGGACUGGGAGACACGCAGGGAGCACGUUCUCUCCUCGCUGCAGGCGGCGGCGGUGGCCACGCCGAGUCUCUCGUCCCGCGCGGUGCAGCUGUGAUCGCGAUCGUCGAUCCCGUCGCGGCCCUGCCCGGAUUCCUCGUCGGCGCAGUCACUGUCGGUCACGCAGGUCGCCGUAUUCAGCGGCCGUCGCUCACGCUGAGAGGUGCUGCUGCUCGUCGUCGCGGUCUACCGUGCUCCUACCAUUUUGUCAGCCACGCCAGGGAAUGCAGAAGCUGCUAUUGCCUCCGUUCUCACGCGCUCGGCGUCGGGCACGCCUGUCACGGCGUGUGCUCCGACAUUAUCCUCCCGACGCGCGAUCCGCGACCGCCUUCUUCGUUCGUGCUCACCCACGAGGCUCUGACGCGCCUCCGACGCAGUUCCUGA